Ramularia collo-cygni is the source of this 384-nucleotide messenger RNA. RefSeq lists its product as uncharacterized. Lineage: Eukaryota; Fungi; Ascomycota; Dothideomycetes; Mycosphaerellales; Mycosphaerellaceae. Bases 1 to 384 code for a protein of 127 amino acids. The record is from RefSeq and is a predicted model, not a curated record. The transcript is spliced from 2 exons. Gene Ontology annotation, cellular component: preribosome, large subunit precursor.
AUGGCCAGAUCCGCACGAUCCUCUGCUAUCAAGAAAAACAAGGGUGUUUUGAAGAAGCGUGUCUUUGGGCCCGUGGAAAGUGAGCGCAACGAUCGCUUAUCCGCAAAGCUGCUUCAGCUCGCCAAAGCCCCGAAAGAAAAGAUGGAGGUGGAGCAGGACAGUGCCGAGAAAGAGGCCGCAAAGGAAAAGGCGGGCGCGAGCRCAACGGAUGAUAUUGACAUGGAAGCUGCGGACAAGCCUCGACGGAGCAAGCGUGAGGUUCAGCGUCGACAGAUCGCAUCGGCCGCUCGGUUCGAGCGGAAGAGCAAUAAGAAGCCACGUAACCAGGUCUCUUUCCCUUCGAAUUCGCGGAAGAACAAGAGUGGCAAGGGUGGAAAGAAGUGA